UGCCCAUCCCUGCUCCAGGGGAUCAGGGGAUUACACGAGUGUCAGGCCAAAUCACCCAGUCCUUCCACUCUUCACUGACCGGAUGACCGCACCUCUACUCGCGGAGAUAUGGACCUAAUAAUUUAACAAGUCGCUAUUGGACUUUUAUCGGCAUUAUCAGUUUGAUUUGCAGGUGAGCGAUGGGGAACUCGUAUGCAGGCCAGUUGAGGACCACACGUUUUGAGGAGGUGCUUCAUAACUCCAUCGAGGCUUCUCUCCGCUCCAACACUGUGGUGCCACGGCCUGUCUUCUCACAGCUCUACCUGGAGGCAAAGCAGUCAACCCUGCACAACGGCCGGGUAGAGAAUGAGAAUGAGGAGGAGGAAGAUGGCUCAGAGUCCAACAGCCCUCCCGUCCCGUACAAGAUGAAGCCCACCCCAGAGGGAUGCUGCACGACGGACGGAUUCUGCCAGGCGGGUAGAGACCUGCGUCUAUCCUCCCUGGUGUCAGAGCCUCAAGACGUGCCCCCAGGAUUCCAGCUGGUAGGGGCCUUGUCUGCAGGCACUCCAGACACCCUGCUGGUGUGUGCAGUCGACCGCAGGUUCCUGCCCGAUGAACGGGAAUGCAACGCACUGCUGGGGUUCUCGGGGAACUGUAUAGGCUGUGGAGAGAAGGGUUUUCGCUACUUCACAGAAUUCUCCAACCACAUCAACCUGAAGCUGAGCACCCAGCCGAAGAAACAGAAGCACUUAAAGUACCAUCUGUACAGGAACAACCAGGGACAGCUGGUCAGAGGGGCUGCUAUCUGCUGGAAGGGCCUCGAGAGCAGAGGGAGACAGACAACGCAGCCCAACGCCUCUGACGGGCAUGUAACCUCAGACGAUCACUUCCCCAACCCAGCAGUCACCGCUCACCCUGCACACACACCCGGGAACUACACAGCCAGUUUCCCUUUAGAACCCAUUGCCCCUCCUCCCCUGGGCAACGGGAGCCACAUCCCCCUAUCCCAGAAUCCUCUGCCCCAGACUCCCAUACUGUCGAAAGGACCUGGGAGACCCACAGUUAUAGGUACACUCAAUACGGGACCACUUAAAAAGAGACACAGAGGCUGGUCUCCUGCUGGGGCUGAGUCUGCUGUGAAGACCCCCCUAUCUUCCUCCUCCUCUUCCUCAUCACUCACCAAUUGGACCAAACCAGACAAUGCCCCUGCAGUGAGUCUGUCCCAGGGGUCCUCCAACUCCCCCUCUCCUCCCGGGCCGUCUGUCACAGUGCCUGAUCAGCUGCUACACACCUGCAGACUCCAGCCAAUCAUCUUCAGUGGUCAUGGCAGCCUACCUCGGCUGAGUGGUAAGGUGUCUGAUGUGCAGGUCAGUUCCCUGCUCCAGAGCUGCUAUCAGAACUGCCAGGCUCUGCCCAGGGUCUACCAACACUACGGACCCUCUCCCAUACAGCCCCUGUCUGUAGAGAUGCAGAUACUACUCACUGUGUACUACCUGGUGCAACUAGGUCCAGACCAGGUCCUGCUGAUUGAGGACCUGGAGCAGAUCUUCAUGCGUUCCUGGAGAGAGUCCCACCUCAGUGAGAUCCACCAGUACCAGCAGCCCCAGCCUGGCCUCUCCCUCCCCCAGGCUCCCUACACCCUGCCUGGGCUUCCACUGCCCCAGGCCCAGCUUGGCCUCUCCCUCCCCCAGGCUCCCUACACCCUGCCUGGGCUUCCACUGCCCCAGGCCCAGCCUGGCCUCUCCCUCCCCCAGGUUCCCUACACCCUGCCUGGGCUUCCACUGCCCCAGGCCCAGCCUGGCCUCUCCCUCCCCCAGGUUCCCUACACCCUGCCUGGGCUUCCACUGCCCCAGGCCCAGCCUGGCCUCUCCCUCCCCCAGGCUCCCUACACCCUGCCUGGGCUUCCACUGCCCCAGGCCCAGUCCCUCACCCCCUCCCAGCUGCCCUGGCUGGCCAACCUGGCAGCCUCGUCAUGUGGGGAGGGAGUGGUGGUUCUGGGGGAGAAGGUCUCGAUGGCUCUAGGGCUGUCUGACACCUUCAGUAGGCUGAUGGAGGGACAGCUGGCUCAUACCAACUAUGUGGUCAUCAUCUGUACAGGCAAGGGACAGGAGACAGAGUCUUGCAUGGUGGUGACAGGUCAACACCAGUGUCGUGCCCUGACUGAGGGGAUGUUCAGUCUCAGUGAUAGUCUGAGAGAGAUCAGUCAACAGCUGUCCUCUGGCAUGACCCAGGAGCUCACUACCUUCUGCAACUCUCUGGGACCUGAAGGUGAUGUAGAUGUGUUGCUGGAGAGUGCUGCUGUGGAGAACAGGAGCCAAUUGACCCCCCUGUCCAUCAGUCAGGAGUGUACAAAAGACAGCAGGCCCGUAGACAGACAGACGGACAGAGCUACAGGCAUCCCCAAAGAGCCAGCCAGAGACACACACACAGACAGAGCAGAGAGCCCCAAGGACUCCUGCUCAGAGUACCGUGUGGAGUGGCGGGAGGUGCGGCCCAUCCAGUUGGUGGUAGCCAGGAAGCUGCUGUCCCAUGUGUGUGUAGAGUACCGUGUGGAGUGGCGGGAGGUGCGGCCCAUCCAGUUGGUGGUAGCCAGGAAGCUGCUGUCCCAUGUGUGUGUAGAGUACCGUGUAGAGUGGCGGGAGGUGCGGCCCAUCCAGUUGGCGGUAGCCAGGAAGCUGCUGUCCCAUGUGUGUGUAGAGUACCGUGUGGAGUGGCGGGAGGUGCGGCCCAUCCAGUUGGUGGUAGCCAGGAAGCUGCUGUCCCAUGUGUGUGUAGAGUACCGUGUGGAGUGGCGGGAGGUGCGGCCCAUCCAGUUGGUGGUAGCCAGGAAGCUGCUGUCCCAUGUGUGUGCCAUCGCUGACUCCAGCACUCAGAACCUGGACCUGGGCUCCUUCGACAGGGUCCUCUUCCUCAUCUGUGUCCCUCCAUCUGAGGUCACCUUCCAACAGACUGUACUGCAUCUCUGGAACUCAGGUGUCCUACAGAAUCUGGGGUUGGAGCAAGACUGUCUGUCUCAGAGAGAGGCAGAGCGCUACGUGGUGAAGAUGGACCAGGAGGCCAGGGCGCGCAUUGAUGACCUCAUACAGGAAGCAAACAGGAACCCCAACACACUCUUCAUUCUGGUUCAUGACCACGCUCACUGGGACAUCAGCAGUGGAGGGUAUGCUGCCAGCGGUGGUGACUCCGGCAGUGGGUUGGUGGACAGCCUGCUCAACUCCUGUCAGAUCAGAGACGCCAACAACAUCCUGAUUCUCCACGUCACCUCGUUCCCCUUUGCCCUGCAGACACAACACACACGCAUCAGCCCAUACAACGAGAUACACUGGCCCUCUGCUUCCAAUAAUGAAGUGGAUCUGUACCUUGAGAAGACACAGUACUUUGGUGUGUGUGAGCUGCUGGACUCGACUCGUUCAGGCAGCGGUCUGCCUCUCCUCCGCUACGACAGCUCCUUCGAAAGCAUGGCCUCUGUCCUGGAGGAGAGGUUCCCCAAGCUACACAGUGCAGUGAUCCGGACCCAGGUUUUAAUACAACACUACUGUGUGGCCAUGAUGGCCGUGUCGGGUCGGUCUGGCUCAGGGGGGCGGAGCCAACAUAAACACACCUCCGUCGAGACGCUGGAGAUCGUCCAGAGCCUGCUUAGCGCGGCCCAGCGAUGCCCCUCCCACCAUGGUCACAUGGUGCUGCUACGGCUCCCCUCAUUGGCUCUGGCAGGGUGGGCCCACCAACAGCUGGUGCGGAUCAGACAGAGACUGGGGCUGGGGGAGCUCUUUGAGAUCAUCCUGGGAAACCCCAGCCAAACCCUCAGCAUAGGACAGAGCUUCACUGAGCGCAUCAAGACAUGGCUGAAGAUCCAGGAGACAGACUGGGUUCCUCGUACCUACCUGGAGCUAGAGGCCCUGCCCUGCAUCCUCAUCCUCUCUGGGGCAGACCCCCUGGGAGAGUCCCUACCCAGAUCACUGAAGUACUGUGAUCUGCGUGUGAUAAGCUCCUCCUACCUGCAGUGCACGGCAUUGGAGCAGGAGCUAGGAUUGGCAGCCUACCUGGUGAGGGUGGAGUCCCAGGGGUCACAACCCCACGGCCACGCCCCCGGCCUGGGCAGUGACCUAUCAGAGAGCGACUCAGACAAACUCCACAGCACCGACAAUGAGGAGAAGGAGGGGGGAGAGAACACUCUGAAAUCUGACCUCCCUGGCCUUGGUCACAGCGCUCCCUCUGUCCCUCACCCUCCCUCGGUUCUCCAGCCCCCCCGAACCUUCCCCGACAGCAUUGCUGCGGACCCCCUCCAUCCCCACACCACCCCCCAAGGCCCUCACCUCCCCCCCAACACCCAGCGCCGGCCCUCCAAGUCCACUUCCUUGGUUUCCUCCUCCCCCCUACCCCCCUCUCUCCUUCAGGGCUGCUCCUGGGCACAGGGGGUAAGCCGCCCCCCUUCCCUGCUGCUGCCCCGGGGACUCUAUGAUAUCAUCAAGGCACCCGACGGGAGCGGGCUGCCUCGCUGCACCUCCUUCCUACCACACCGGUCCGUGACCUGGGCCAGCUCCUUCAGACCUCUGCUAAGUAAGAUGAUGACGUGUACAGAACAGUCUCUGUAUUACCGCCAGUGGACCAUCCCACAGCCUCACCACAUGGACAGCAGCAACCGCCCUGCAAAGGGGCGCACAGACAACUUCCAUCCCCGCAGACUGCUGCUCAGUGGACCCCCACAGGUGGGGAAGACAGGGGCGUACCUCCAGUUUCUGGGCAUCCUGUCUCGUAUGCUGAUCCGACUGAUGGAGGUGGACAUCUAUGAUGAGGAAGAUAUCAACUUCAGUGGUCAGCUGGAGCAUGUCCAGUACCAGCCAACCUGUGCCUCCUGGCCAGUCACAGACACACUGAGGGGCAUUCCGUUUGACUACACCAUCCACGACCCCAAAUAUGAAGACAUCAGCACUAUCUACUGCCCUGGCUACUACCCCAACACUGAUGGAAUCCCCAGACGUCAGGAGGACGUGUAUCUGCGGAGGCGUACGGCCAGAAUCAAACUGUCUAAAUACGCAGCCUACAACACCUACCACCACUGUGAGCAGUGUCACCAGUACACAGGCUUCAACCCCGCAUACCAGAUGUAUGAGUUGACCCUGCAUGCCUUCACCUUCUCCCACCUGCUGCUGGGGGAGGAUAUCCAGCUCUACUUCAUCAUUCCCAAGUCUAAACACCACCACUUCAGCUUCAGCCAACCAGGAGGCCAACUAGAGAGCAUGAGACUGCCCCUCACCUCCGAUUGGAACCCAGACUGUAUCAAGAGUCCCAUCUUCACCCCAACAACAGGUCGUCAUGAGCAUGGCCUGUUCAACCUGUACCACGCCAUGGAUGGGGCGGCCCACCUCCACAUCCUGGUCAUCAAGGAGUAUGAGAUGGCUGUCUAUAAGAAGUACUGGCCCAACCACAUUAUGCUGGUGCUGCCCACCAUCUUCAAUGGAGCCGGGCUCGGUGCGGCCCACUUCCUGAUCAAGGAGCUGUCCUAUAACAACCUGGAGCUGGAACGCAGCCGCAGGGUGGAGGGAGGAGGGCCGCCAGCCGACGUCUGGCCCUUCAUCAUCCUCUCUGACGACUCCUGCGUCAUGUGGAACGCUGUGGACCUGGACUCACACAGUACCUCAGGCCCUGCAGAGAGGAACGUGUCUCUGAAGCAGAUGCUGCAGCACAUGGAGGCGUGUCCUGACCUCACACAGUUCGGCCUCUGUGGGAUCAGGAAGUGGAGCAGUCACUCCCCAGGUCAGGGGUCAGGGGGAGGAGCUCGUCACAGGGAGCCCUUCUCCAGAGGACACCUCCACGACUUCCUGCUUCUAAACGUGGACCUGACCCAGGGCAUCCAGUUCAACCAGAACAGGUUUACGUGUGAUGAUGUUGACUUCACCCUGCGAGUCCACAGUGCUGGUCUGCUCAUCUGUCGUUUCAACAACUUUAGUGUGAUGAAGAAACAGAUCUCUAUUGGAGGAUACCACACCUUCAUCAUCAAGAACAAGACGACUGACGUCCCCACCUCGGUCCAGCCGUCUCGGUAUAUCUGUGCCACGGACAGCAAGCAUCCAUUCCUGGCCACGCCUGCACAGCUACUGCUGGAGAAAUACCUGCAACACUCUAGCCUGUUCCCCCUUAGCACAUGCAACUACACACACCCCAUACUGUCUGUAGACUGCUACCUCAACCUGGGGCCUGAGGUGACGGUGUGUUUUGUGAGUUCCAGACCUCGCUCCAUCAACAUCUGUACUACAGGGCUGCUGUUCAGCGGCCUGUUGCUCUGCUUCUGGGAUUCCUUCGUCACGCCAGGAUUCCUAAAGAACUUUCACUUCCUCAAAGGGGCAGUUCUGUGUGUGAUAUGUGCUGACCGCAGCUCUCUGAGACAGACAGUGGUGAGGCUGGAGCUCGAGGACGAGUGGAGGUUCCGGCUGAGUGACGAGUUCCAGACAGCCAACGCUAAAGAGGACCGGCCCCUCUUCUUCCUCACAGGGAAACACAUAUGAACCCCCCUAACUCCUAAACCCAUGAAUCUCAACCCCGUACCCCUCAGCUUGAACCCUGCUGUAGGUUCAAAACAGAAAGGCAAAAACUGUCUGUACACUUCUAGUGGAUCAAGCCAAUAACCCAUGGAGAGUGUAGCUGCUAGUGAAUAUAGCUAUGAGUCUGCGACUUGUAUGGCUCUGUUUACUGUAGCAUUGCUGUGGUAGUUACUACAAUACUACAAUACUCCAAUCAGCCCUCCUCCUCUCUGGUGUGAUUCGUUACAAGUCAUCAUUCCACAGUGCAUGCCACCAUUCUUAUUGUAGAUAAUGAAGUGUCGGUUUUUUUAAAGAAGUUUUUUGUGAUAUACAGUGAUUCAAUAUUUUGCAUAUAUUUUGACAGUUUUGUGUCAUGUAAAAAGUACUUAGCUAUGUAAAAGUGAUUUCACGCCAGUGUUCUUCAAGAGGUGAGAACUCUUAUGUGUAUGUGGCUCUCAUUUCUGACGCUCCGUGUUUGUGGUCUCCUGGUUAUCAAUAUGUUGAGAAACUUGAAUUGAUGUUGUCAUGUUCUAUAGACACAAUGUCCUGUGUACUGUUAUGUUUUACAAUGUAUAAAUGUACAUGUUCUGAAAACAGUCUCAAUCUAUUUUACAGUAUCUGCUGUUGGUUAUGCUGUACAUCCGCCUGAAUGACGUUUUUUACCAUCAGGUCCGAGAGAACCACUCAGAGUGCAGGCUUUCAUUCCAGCCCAGCACUAAACACACCUGUUUCAAAUAAUCAACUAAUCACAGGCUGUAUGUAGUCUGGACCAGGAAUAGUUGAUGCGGGGCUGGAACAAAAGCCUAUGCACCCAUUUGCUGUCUAGGUGCUGGAGUCAUAAAACCCUGCUCUAAACAUUGACUCACUGCUCUUCACACAUCUCUCACAGCAACUCUCAUUUCCCACCACUAGUGGGUGGUGUCUCCCUGUUUAUUCCCCCCCCCCCCCCCCCCCCUUUGUAUUCUUUUGCUACACAUAGGAGACGCGACACUAUCUGUGGCCAGCAGAGGGCAGCACACACUAUACAUUUAAACUGACGGUCAAUGGAAGCUAUUGCCACUGGGCUCAAGUUGAGGACAGAUGAGAACAAUUAAUCAAGUCCAAUUGAAAUGUGCCUUACUGACACCUAACAGUGUUACCUUACGCCUAAGUUUUCCUCUUAGCGAACCACUAAGAUAAUCAGUCAUUAUGUAAGAGUCUUGUGGCCUACUGUAGUUAUACAGUAUUAUACAACGGGUGGGUCUAAUUCUGAAUGCUGAUUGGUUAAAACCACAUUCCAGUCGGUGUCCAUUCCACAAGUUACCACUGGCUAAAUCUAUGACAUUAAAAUACCUAUUUACUCUGUUC
Oncorhynchus nerka (sockeye salmon) is the source of this 7844-nucleotide messenger RNA. RefSeq names its product protein GREB1-like. The coding region runs from base 180 to 6482 and encodes 2100 amino acids. Gene Ontology annotation, biological process: multicellular organism development. The record is from RefSeq and is a predicted model, not a curated record. NCBI's taxonomy places the organism in Eukaryota, Metazoa, Chordata, Actinopteri, Salmoniformes, Salmonidae. The transcript is spliced from 33 exons.